GUCCCCUCCCCGGCAUUCACCUUUCUCUUGAUCUUCGAAGACACACUCACUCUGCUAAGACUCGGAGAGCAUACACCGCCAACAUGUCCGGCCCGCUCGCACCGCAAUACGUCAACUUCGUCUACAUCCCCUCCGCCAUCCUCUUCGCCGGAGCGGCGCUGCUGAAGCCCGCAUUGCUCCCCGUGGCCUUCACUCUUGCACUUGCUCUGGGCAGUUACCAAUUCCUGCAGAACGGCUCCAAAACCGUCGCCGUCCUCAACCCCAAUGCCUUUCAAGAAUUCCCCAUCGAGAAGAAGACCGUCACCUCGCACAACACCGCCAUCUACCGCUUCAAACUGCCCAGCGAGAACAGCAUCCUCGGCCUGCCCAUCGGCCAGCACAUCUCCCUCGCCGCCGACCUCGACGUCAAAGAUGAGAAGAGCGGCGAGACGAAGCGGCAGCAGGUCGUGCGCUCCUACACGCCCAUCAGCAGCGAUGUCCACCCGGGCUACUUUGACCUGAUGAUCAAGGCGUACCCCACAGGCAACAUCAGUCGGCACCUCACCACGCUCAAGGUCGGGGAUACGAUGAAGGUGCGGGGGCCGAAGGGGGCGAUGGUGUACACGCCGAAUAUGGUGCGCAAGUUUGGGAUGAUUGCUGGCGGCACGGGGAUUACGCCCAUGUUGCAGAUCAUUCGCGCCAUUCAGCGGGGCAGGAGUAGUGGGGACAAGACGGAAGUGACGCUGAUUUUCGCCAAUGUGGACGAGAAGGAUAUCCUGCUGCGCGAAGAGAUUGAAGAUGUGGCGAGGGAGGACAAGUUGUUCAAGGUGUACUAUGUGCUCAACAAUCCGCCGGAGAAGUGGAAUGGGGGUGUUGGGUUUGUGACGCAGGAGAUGAUCAAGGAGCAUCUCCCCGCGCCCGCCUCGGAUAUCAAGAUCCUCAUCUGCGGCCCUCCGCCGAUGGUGAGCGCGGUCAAGAAGGCUACGGAAGCGCUGGGUUACGACAAGGCGAGGCCCGUGAGCAAGCUUGACGAUCAGGUCUUUGCCUUCUAGUGCAUAUGUUGAGCGGGCUGGGUUCGAAGCGUGAGGGAUUGGUCAAUGCUGUUCUGGUCAUGCUCACAAGACUGCAUCCUUUGUGACCGACAGCGCAGGCGUUACCCGAUCGAUGUGAAUAGCACUUCAAUGAAUUCCUCCUUAUGACCAAGCCCUCAUCGCAGCAGGUGGGGCGCGGCGGCUGAACCUCCCGUCAGCGAUCCGCCAAGGCUUGGUCAGAAACGCCGGGCUAUUUAAUAAUUAUGCUGACGUCUCGUGUUGCAAGUUUUGCAUUCCG
Neohortaea acidophila is the source of this 1308-nucleotide messenger RNA. RefSeq lists its product as uncharacterized. Gene Ontology annotation, cellular component: endoplasmic reticulum. The coding region runs from base 84 to 1031 and encodes 315 amino acids. NCBI's taxonomy places the organism in Eukaryota, Fungi, Ascomycota, Dothideomycetes, Mycosphaerellales, Teratosphaeriaceae. The record is from RefSeq and is a predicted model, not a curated record. Gene Ontology annotation, molecular function: oxidoreductase activity. The transcript is spliced from 3 exons.